This is a messenger RNA of Ilex paraguariensis (yerba mate), 370 nucleotides long. NCBI's taxonomy places the organism in Eukaryota, Viridiplantae, Streptophyta, Magnoliopsida, Aquifoliales, Aquifoliaceae. The record is from the annotation of a GenBank genome assembly.
AUGGGGAUGUACAAAGGAAUAGAACUGUCCAAGCUAAAUUUGUUGGUUUUCUGCAAAGACGUGGAUGAAAUUAGCAUCGUAGAAACCUUACAGUACGACUUUGGUACAAUAAGAACCGCUACGGAUAACUUUUCUGAUAGUAACAUGCUUGGACGAGGCGGAUUUGGAGCGGUUUACAAGGGUAGGCUUCCAAAUGGACAACAGAUAGCUGUGAAGAGGCUGUCCCGAGGUUCAAGACAAGGUGAAGAAGAGUUUAAGAAUGAAGUCUUAUUGGUAGUGAAGCUUCAGCACCGGAAUUUAGUUAGACUCUUAGGUUUCUGUUUGGAAGGAACAGAAAGACUUCUCGUAUAUGAGUUUGUGCCCAAUGCAA